Messenger RNA from Malus domestica (apple), 3011 nucleotides. RefSeq lists its product as uncharacterized. The record is from RefSeq and is a predicted model, not a curated record. Lineage: Eukaryota; Viridiplantae; Streptophyta; Magnoliopsida; Rosales; Rosaceae.
UCCGUCGCAAUUAAAAAUUUCUCCUGCCUUUCGUCCGAGUCCCACUCCCACUUCACCAUCUCUCUGUCGUCGUCUUCUUCUUCUUCUUCUUCUUCUUCUUCCACCCUCCACUGAACCAGAGCAUCACCAUGGCCACUGCUCCCGCUGAAAAUCCCGAUAUAACCAUGACCCAAAUCGAAGAAGAAGAACCCCCUCAACAAGAAAGCCCUUAUUCCGAACCACCACAUUCCCAAUCCACAACCCUAUCCCUAGACCUCCCUCAAGACCAAGAUAUCCAACAAAACCCACCUCUCCAAUCGCAGCCAAGCCCUAAAGGCAAAUCCGAUGAAUUUCCCGCCCGAUCUCCUCAUGGCACCACCACCAUUACCUUCUACCGCCGCGGGAAGAAGCGAAAGAAGUUGGGUUCGAAGCGGAAAGCCGCCGCUUCGGGGAACAGCAAGGCCCAGCAGAAGCUUCAGACCCAGAGAGAGGUCCUAAAUCCAAUUCCCUUCGUGCCCGCCAAAAAUCUCGACUUUGAGAAGCACGAGAAGCUGUUGAAGCGGCUCAACCUGUGGGACUUUGUCCACGUCGAGUUUGAUCGGAAUCUUCGGGUUGAUCUUCUCGCUGAGUUAAUUUCCAGUUUCAACCCUACCCAGCGGGGCAGCUACGUCAAUGGGUCAAAGGUUAAGGUCAACCGGGCCGACUUGGCCCGGGCCUUGAAGCUUCCUUCAAAACCGGUGAAGAAGGGUGGUGCUGUGGCAGCAGCGGAUGGUGCUGAGGAGCCUCCUGCAGAGGCUGCUUCGGAGGAGUCCAUAGCUUUUAUCGAAGAAUUGGUAUCGAAUUGGGUGCUUUUGCACGAGGAUACAUGGAUGAUGCCGAGCGAGGUGCUGAAUUGGACUAAGGCAAUCAAAGAGGGGCAGUUUGUGAAGGUGGAUUGGGCCGGUUUGAUUUGGUUCAUGGUGGAGAAGGAGUUGGCUCAGGCCCCUAAAUUGGUGGAUUGUUACUAUGCGUCGCAUUUGCAGUGUUUGAUAAAAUCACAGCACGCGAGGUUCCUUAUGGUGAAGGAACAAGAGACUCCUCAGUUUGAUAUUAAUGCUGUUGAUGUUGAUGCGGUUGAUGUCGAUGCAAAAAUGGAAGAAGAGGAGGAGGAAGAGGAUGGUAGCGGGGGUGUAAAAAUGGGUGGGGAGGAUGAUUUACAUGGACGCGGCGGAUUGGAAGAGCACAACAUUGAAUUAUGCCUUGGCCAAGACAAUGUGGAUACAGAUGACUUUAGGCAAGAGCAAGACAAUGUGGAUAGUAUGGAUGUUAGGCAAGAGCAAGGCAUUGUGGAUAGAGCUGAUAUUAGGCAGGACAAUGUGGAUAGAACUGAUGUUGGGCAAGAAAACCUCGAGAAAUCUGGUGUCGAGAAGGAGCAAGUUGGGGUUGAGGUUGUAAUGGAUUUUGAAGAAUGUAAGGUGGAAGAGCCUGGCCAAUGGUUUUUGGGUGGGCAGGGCAGUGCAAGUGAACCUGUUUUGCAGCGGUGUAAUCUUGGUGGAGUUAAUUUGGGUUGUGGGGAGAAGGGGAAAAAAGAUAUGGAGUUUUUUGAAGGAAUAGAUGAAGAAGGAAACGAAGAGGAAGUAGAAGAAGAAGAGGAGGAGGAGGAGGAGGAGGAGGAGCAGGAGGAGGGAGGUUUUCACCUUUCACUUAAGGAUAGGCCUUUAGAGGGUUUGGCGUCGGGUAGUCUUAUUCAUCCAAUGGAAGUAGCACAUAACCCUCUUAGUUUAGAUAUGUCAAUGGGUGAUCAGUUUGCUGGGGAGUUUCUUUCUUCAAGGGACGAUAGUCGAAUGCAUCCUGGUAGUUCCUCAUUUUUUGGAAGUGGUGGUCUUGAGAGAGAGCUUGUCCAUGAAAAUGAUAACUCUUCUCAUCAUCCUCUCAAUGGUAAUAAGCGGUUGAGGAUGGGUGGCCCUUGGGAUGGUAAGGUGUCAGGUGGUGACUUUGAUUCGUGCGUGGAGCAAGUGCAGCACUGGAUGGAAAAGGCUAAGAUGGUGUAUGCGCAGAAAGAACAAGUUUGCGAGCAAUCGAUGGUUGGCCAGCAGAUGUUACUGGAUGAGUUACAGCAAAGGGAGGAGGUGAUUGGUCACUUGCAGAAGGCCAAGGCUGAAGAGCAGCAUAAGAGAAAAAUGGAGAUGUAUCGGCUUGAGCGUGAACUCCAUGUAAUGGGGAAUCUCUUGGAUGGCUACAGGAAGGCUUUAAAGGAAACACAAAAAGCAUUUGCUGAAUAUAGAGCACGUUGUCCACAAUCUGAUGAGCCACUCUACAGGGAUGUUCCUGGGUCUGGUGGUCUUGUUUUGAGCACCAUGGAACUGGCAAAGCAACGCCUAAAGAAAGAAGAAGAGGAAAGGAUGACUCGUCUGGUACUUGAAAAACAGAUUAAGGACUUUGAAGCUGGGUGGAUUAGCAAAUUUGAACCACACCCGAAGAGUGUUGAAUUACUGAGUAACAGGUUGCAAGAUGUAGAGUUGGAAGUGAAACUUCUUAUUGAACAGAUUGCAAAACGGAGGAUUGCAGAAAUACCAGAAUCUGCUCCAAAUGAAAAUGAAUGAUGCUUGGUUACAGUUCUGCAAACGUAUGCUAGAAAGCCUGGUGCAUCGUUUGACGGGAUUUCGAGGCAAUAUACAAGGAAGAUCAGUGUUUUUCGCAGUGUUUGUUGCUGACAUUAGCCUCUUCCUUGACUGGUAGUCAGUCGGCUUUAUAUUGUAGGUCAUGUACCAGCUCGUACUGGAUCGGUAGUAAGUAUAUUUGAAGCUUUUGCACAUCAGGAUAUGAUUCUCAAUGCCAAUGAAUGAUAAACAAGCUGCUUAAGUUAUCUUCGUUUCCGCAUCAUUUGUGUAAGAUUAGAAGCAUUUGUAUUGGUCUUUUUAUAUCUAUCCAGGACCCCAUUUUGGCAGGGCCCUGGUCCUUGUAAAGGCCUUCCACCUGAGUUAUGAGCCAUUGAAAUCGAUCUAUCUUGCCUGCCGGAAACCAUAAUAUACACGAUGAUCAUACUUGUGUCU